GGAUUUCUGAGUUCGAGGCCAGCCUGGUCUACAAAGUGACUUCCAGGACAGCCAGGGCUAUACAGAGAAACCCUGUCUCAAAAAAACCAAAAAACAAAAAAAAAAAAAAAAAAAACAAAAAAAAAACAAAAAAACAAAAAAACAAAAAAAGGAAGCAGGCCUCAGCAAAAGGGCUAUGUUCUAGGCCCGUCUUUCAGAUCAGAGAUGUUCCAAGACUGGGACCCAGUAUGGAGAGUGGCCUGAGCCAUAGCCCAGCUGGGGCAGGCAAUUCUCCGUACAGCCAGACUAGGCGCAGCCCCAGCAAAGAAGCACAAGGGCCCUUUCAUAGCUGCCUUCAGCAACUCCCAAGCCUCCGAAGCUAGAGGCGGAGCGCGUGAGCUUAGAGGAUGAGGCCACAGCGGCUGCGCCACCCUGAGUGCACAGAGCUGUAGAGGGAAAAGUAAAGCAGGGGCAAACUAUGGAAGACAUGACUUCAUCUGCAUUUCCAUUUGCUGUGGACACUAACCAGGAGAGGUCUGUCCAAUCCCUCCCACCCAGGGUGGAAGAAAGGGGUGGGGCCAUCCCUACACUGUUUUCUUUCUGCUUUGAAAUGAAGGUGAAUACUCCCACCAUGUCCUACAGCCCAGCACCUCUGUGUUUACAGGGCAUCAUUCCACAACUUCAGCUCUGCCAUUCUCAAAGAUGUAGCAACAGUACAUUCCUCAGAGGCCCUUAUGUGGGUAACUGGUUCCUCUGGGGCCUCACACUCAAGUAACCUGCCUCAGCCACUCCUGUCUCCACCUCCUCUUCCUCAUAACAAGACAGAAGCGGCUGCACCUGGAGCACCCACCCCUCUGUAAAGGGGAGUUUAUCUCAUGCCCACAUAACCGUAAUUACUUGUGAGCCUCUGAUUAUAGUACAACUUGCUGGAUUAGCUCACCGGAUUAGCAGCUCAGAUCAGCCUCAGAGGUGCCUGCCAACCAGCUCUCUGUCUGUUAAGCCAGAGUGAUUGGAGGAUCAGCCCACCAGCAAACUGCUGCCCCUGGAUAUUGCAAAGCCUUCAGAGCCGGCCAGGUGCCCCAGAUAAGCCAAAGAGCCUGGUGUGACAGGAUGGAUGCUUCUCCUGAGCCCCAACAGAAGGGUGGGACACUGGUACUGGUCCGACGGCAGCCCCCUGUGUCCCAGGGCUUGCUGGAAACACUGAAGGCCAGGCUGAAGAAGAGCUGCACCUGCAGUAUGCCAUGUGCUCAGGCUCUGGUGCAGGGUCUGUUUCCUGCCAUACACUGGCUGCCCCAGUACCGCCUUAAGGAAUACCUAGCAGGUGAUGUCAUGUCAGGAUUGGUCAUUGGCAUUAUCCUGGUGCCACAGGCCAUAGCCUACUCACUGCUGGCUGGGUUACAACCCAUCUAUAGCCUCUACACUUCCUUCUUUGCCAACCUGAUCUACUUCCUCAUGGGCACCUCCCGCCAUGUUAAUGUGGGCAUCUUCAGCCUGCUGUGUCUCAUGGUGGGUCAGGUGGUGGACAGAGAACUCCAGUUGGCUGGCUUUGACCCUUCCCAGGAUUCUCUAGGGCCCAAGAACAAUGACAGCACCCUCAACAACUCAGCUACAACACUGAUCAUUGGGCUACAGGACUGCAGACGGGACUGCUAUGCCAUUCGGGUUGCCACUGCCCUUACUCUGAUGGCCGGGCUUUAUCAGGUCCUCAUGGGUAUCCUCCGGCUGGGCUUCGUGUCUACCUAUCUCUCACAACCACUGCUCGAUGGCUUUGCUAUGGGAGCUUCUGUGACCAUCUUGACUUCUCAGGCAAAACACAUGCUGGGUGUGCAGAUCCCUCGGCACCAGGGCCUAGGCAUGGUGGUCCACACAUGGUUGAGCUUGCUGCAGAAUGUGGGACAGGCCAACAUAUGUGAUGUGGUCACCAGUGCCCUGUGCCUAGGAGUGCUGCUGGCAGCUAAGGAACUCUCAGAUCGCUACCGACACCGUCUGAAGGUGCCAAUACCCACAGAGUUAUUUGUUAUUGUGGUGGCCACAAUUGUGUCCCAUUUUGGACAGCUCCAUACACGGUUUGACUCGAGGGUGGCUGGCAACAUUCCCACUGGUUUUGUGGCCCCACAGGUACCAGACCCUAAGAUAAUGUGGCGUGUGGCCCUGGAUGCCAUGUCCCUGGCCCUCGUGGGCUCAGCCUUCUCCAUCUCCUUGGCAGAAAUGUUUGCCCGUAGUCAUGGCUACUCUGUCAGUGCCAACCAAGAGCUGCUAGCUGUGGGCUGCUGCAAUGUGCUGCCUGCCUUCUUCCACUGUUUUGCCACUAGUGCUGCUCUGUCCAAAACUCUGGUGAAGAUAGCCACUGGCUGCCAGACCCAGUUGUCCAGUGUGGUCAGUGCCGCUGUGGUGUUGCUGGUGCUGCUGGUGCUGGCUCCACUGUUUCAUGAUCUGCAGCGAUGUGUGCUAGCUUGUAUCAUUGUUGUCAGCCUGCGGGGGGCGCUGCGCAAGGUGAAGGAUCUCCCACAACUUUGGCGGCUAAGCCCUGCCGAUGCACUGGUCUGGGUGGCUACUGCAGCUACCUGUGUGCUAGUCAGCACCGAGGCUGGACUAUUAGCUGGAGUGUUCUUCUCCCUGCUUAGCCUGGCAGGCCGUACACAGCGUCCACGGGCUGCCCUUCUUGCCCGAAUUGGAGACUCCACCUUCUAUGAGGAUGCUGCUGAAUUUGAGGGCCUCCUGCCCCCACCUGAGGUGCGAGUGUUCCGUUUCACAGGUCCACUUUACUACGCCAACAAGGACUUCUUCCUUCGGUCUCUCUACAGACUCACAGGGUUGGAUGCAGGGCACUCAGCCACCAGGAAGGAUCAGGGCCCGGAGGUAGGUGUCAGUAACAGGAGUCUUGUCGAUGGCAAGGAUCUGGGUUCAGUGAGCAGUGGGGCUGGGCUGGUGGUACCCCUGGCAUUUGGUUUCCACACAGUGGUCAUUGACUGUGCACCACUGCUGUUCCUGGAUGUGGCUGGCAUGGCCACAUUGAAAGACCUCCGCAGAGACUACAGGGCCUUGGACAUCACCCUGCUUCUGGCUUGCUGCAGUCCCUCGGUGAGAGACACGUUGAGAAAAGGGGGCUUCCUUGGGGAAGAACAGGGAGCUGAAAAUGAGCUGCUAUUCCCCAGUGUGCACAGUGCUGUGGAGGCUGCAUGUGCCCGCCGUGAGGAGCUGCUGGCUGCUGACUCUGCCCUCUAGCAGGGCCCUCAAGAGCCCACACCUGUGUUCACAAGCCAGUGCUCUGUAGGAGUGGUGUGAAUGAUAAAGUCAUUAGAGAUAUACCCUUGGACCACCUUUGCCCUGGAGAAGCCAGGGAACUCCAACUAAGGAAAGGAAAGUGCAGCACCCUUAAUACAUUCAAGGAUUCCAAACCAAGGGUUCAGUGAUCUAGACUCUCUACCUCUGAGUCCACUGCUGCCCCCUGGUGCCUGUUCAACCAGGGUAGCUGUACCCACACACAUGAUCCCUCAGCCCACACAGUGCCCAGUUUGAUAUACUAUGUUGUCAUCUUAUCUGAAACAGAAUCCUGCAAAUUAUAUGACCUCCAAGAUGCCAAAAGGACACUUUCCCAUUCCCUGUACCACCAGGUACCAGAUAUGAGCUGGAUAUAUGGCCAAGCCUCAAGGGUCUGAAUUUCUGAAAGGCCUCCUCAUGCCAGGUGCUCAUCUUGACUGGACCCUUGCAAAGGCAGCCACCUGCUCCAGAGCCACAGUCCAGUGUCACUUUCUAAGGCAAUGUGACUUAUAUAACCUCAACCUGACCUUGGGGCACAAUGUCUCUAUACAGCUUAUACUGGUAACCACAAUGUGGUAUAUGUAUGGUACAAAGCCAGACACAGUAGACCCUAACCCCAUUCAGUACUUCUAAAAAAAAACAAAAAACAAAACAUCAGGAGGAAACCACCUGUGCUCCAUCCAGGGUCUGCCUUUGGCAUAGCCAAGCAGACAUUCUCCUCUUCUGCCCAACAGGAUGCUCUAACAGGAAGCACAGCCCCAGCCCUAUGCCCUACCAUGACCCCCCCCACCCCCGCGACCCCCACAGCCCAGCACUGUGUCCCACAGCUGGCCCCGACAAGGUCAGAUCCACCACCUCAGCAUCUCUGUAAAACAAGCUCUGACCAGCAACUCCCAGGGUACCCACUUCCGCAUCACCCACCUGGCUGUGAUGAGAUCCAGCAGCCAGUGUAUCCGGACCUGCUCAAUGCCACUGUGAGGUACGGCACCUAUGUAGGCAAGGUUCAGUUGCUGGUCCCAACUAAGGUCGUACUGGUCAGCCUGGUCGUGAGGCAGUGGGGGGCUAGGGACAGGACAAAGAAGUGAAGUGUUUGUCCUAAACAGGGGCCUGCAGCAUACCCGAUUUUGUACAUGUAUUACCUAACUGCCUAGACCCUUGUGGAUGAAUUAUGUGUCUCCAGAGUGUACGAUAAAAUAGCCCAUUCACCAGAA
This is a messenger RNA of Mus musculus (house mouse), 4451 nucleotides long. It is a transcript of the gene Slc26a1, whose product is annotated as solute carrier family 26 (sulfate transporter), member 1. Lineage: Eukaryota; Metazoa; Chordata; Mammalia; Rodentia; Muridae. Gene Ontology annotation, cellular component: plasma membrane; membrane; basolateral plasma membrane. Gene Ontology annotation, molecular function: solute:inorganic anion antiporter activity; secondary active sulfate transmembrane transporter activity; sulfate:bicarbonate antiporter activity. Gene Ontology annotation, biological process: bicarbonate transport; transmembrane transport; sulfate transmembrane transport. The record is from RefSeq and is a predicted model, not a curated record. Bases 1090 to 3204 code for a protein of 704 amino acids. The transcript has 7 exons.